Salvia hispanica is the source of this 675-nucleotide messenger RNA. Lineage: Eukaryota; Viridiplantae; Streptophyta; Magnoliopsida; Lamiales; Lamiaceae. The record is from RefSeq and is a predicted model, not a curated record.
AUGUUCCUGUGGCGCUUGCUGGCCAAUAGGAUCCCGGUGGAUGUGAAACUGCAAUGGAGAGGGAUCUCUCUAGCUUCUAAGUGUAAAUGUUGUGAGAAACCGGGUGUGGAAACGAGAUUACACCUUUUCGUUAAUGGGAGUGCAACUAGAAGGGUUUGGCAGCAUUUAGCAAGGUGGUUCCCUCAGGUUCCGGUGUUUGAUGAAGAAGGAGAAAACAUUGAACUAAGGUUAAAGUGGUGGCAGAGGAACAUGGGUAUAAGAUCACAACAUCACCUCUGCGUUAUAAUCCCGUGUCUCAUCCUCUGGCACAUCUGGACAGAGAGGAAUGAGAAUGUUCACCGUGACAAGAACUUUGAAGUUGAGGAUAUCAUUAAGAGGGUCAAUUCACAACUUAGGAACCUCGUGUUAACUAAGUUAAUUGGUCAGGAUCAGUGGAAGGGUUGUUGUCCAAUGUUGGAUGUAGUGAUAGAUACAUGUGGUGGGGCUCGAAAGAGAAAGGUUGGUAGAGUUGAAUGGAGACCCCCGGAUCCUCUGUGGGUAAAACUCAACGUGGAUGGGGCUUUUAUUCAAGCAACACAAAAUGCAGGUGGUGGGGGAAUAGUGAGGAACCACGAAGGGGAGAUUCUGGUUGCUUUUGCGACUGGUUUCAAAUGUAGGUCUGGUCUUGAGGCUUAA